CGGCUCGCCGCGGGUGGGGCCGGAGCCCCGGGAGUCGCGGCCGCUCGCCGCGCACCUGAGAGCUACCGGCCGCCGCUCGGGGACCCGCCGCCAUGAACCGCUUCAGGGCGUCCAAAUUCCGGCACGUGGAGGCCCGGCCGCCCCGCCGCGAGGCCUGGAUCAGUGACAUUCGCACAGGAACCACACCCUCCGGUGGGAACAACAUCAAGUCGAGUUGCAGCUUGAUAGCAUUCACCUCCGACCGGCCAGGUGUGCUGGGCAUUGUGCCUCUGGAGGGCCAGGGAGAGCACAGGAGACACGUGGCCCACCUGGGCUGCCACUCAGACCUGGUCACGGACUUGGACUUCUCUCCCUUCGAUGACUUCCUUCUGGCCACGGGCUCGGCUGACAGGACGGUGAAGCUGUGGCGACUGGCGACCCCUGGCCAGGCCCUGCCCUCUACCCCCGGCCUGGUGCUGGGCCCCGAGGACUUCCAGGUGGAGGCGCUGCAGUUCCACCCCAGUGCUGACGGCAUCCUGCUGAGCGCAGUGGGCAAGGCUGUGAAGGUCUGGGAUGCUGACAAGCAGCUGCCCCUCACAGAGCUGGUGGCCCAUAAGGACCUGGUGCAGAGUGCCACUUGGAGCCGCGAUGGAGCCCUGCUGGGCACGGCUUGCAGGGACAAGCAGCUGCGGAUCUUUGACCCACGAGCCAGGCCUGAGGCCGCCCAGAGCACAGAAGCCCAUGCCAACAGCAGAGAUGGCCGGCUGGCAUGGACAGGAAACCAAGAGCACCUCGUGUCCACUGGUCUAAACCAGAUGCGUGAGCGUGAAGUAAAGCUGUGGGACACUCGGCACUUCUCCAGCGCCCUGACCUGCGUCAGCCUGGACACCUCACCCGGAUCUCUCGUGCCCCUGCUAGACCCCGACUCCGGGCUCCUGGUCCUAGCAGGAAAGGGUGAGACUCAGCUGUCCUGCUAUGAGGUGGUGACGCAGAAGCCGGCUCUGAGCCCAGUGACCCAGUGCCUCCUGGAGCACCCCUUGCGUGGGGCUACCCUGGUGCCCAAGCGGGCGCUGUCCGUGCUGGGCUGCGAAGUGCUGCGUGUCCUGCAGCUGGGUGACAUGACCAUCCUGCCCAUUAGUUACCACGUGCCCCGCAAGACCGUGGAGUUCCACGAAGACCUCUUUCCCGACACCCCCGGCUGCGUGCCAGCUGCAGACGCCCAGGCCUGGUGGGCUGGGAACAACCAGCAGGUCCACAAGGUCAGCCUCAACCCAGCCCGCCGCUCUCAGCCUAGCUUCACGUCCUGCCUGGUGCCCCCUGUGGAGCCUGCCCCUGCCAAGCCCCAGCCUGCAGAGACCCCAGUGGGAGACUUGGACCCCAGUGAGGGCUUCUCGACCCCCAGCUCCCUGGCCUCACCCUCCACGCCCUCCAGCCUGGGGCCCUCGCUCUCCAGCACCAGCGGCCUCGGCACCAGCUCCAGCCAGAGGUCACUGCACAGCCUGCUGGGCCCCAGCUCCAAGUUCCGGCACGCUCAGGGCAGCGUCUUGCACCGCGACACCCACAUCACCAACCUCAAGGGCCUCAAUCUCACCACGCCUGGCGAGAGUGACGGCUUCUGCGCCAACCAGCUGCGCGUGGCCGUGCCCCUGCUGAGCAGCGGGGGGCAGGUGGCCGUGCUGGAGCUGCGGAAGCCUGGCCGCCUGCCCGACACGUCACUGCCCACGCUGCAGAAUGGGGCAGCUGUCACCGACCUGGCCUGGGACCCCUUCGACCCCCAGCGCCUUGCCGUGGCCGCGGAGGACGCCCGAAUCCGGCUGUGGCGGGUGCCCCUGGAGGGGCUGCAGGAGGUGCUGACCAUGCCUGAGGCCGUGCUCACAGGCCACACAGAGAAGAUCUACUCUGUGCGCUUCCAUCCCCGGGCGGCCGAUGUGCUGGCCUCCUCCUCCUAUGACCUGACCAUCCGCAUCUGGGAUCUGCGGGUGGGGGCCGAGCGGCUGAGGCUGCAGGGCCACCAGGAUCAGAUCUUCAGCCUGGCAUGGAGUCCCGACGGGCAGCAGCUGGCCACGGUCUGCAAGGACGGGCACGUGCGGGUCUAUGAGCCCCGGGGCGGCCCUGAGCCCGUGCAGGAGGGCCCAGGGCCCGAGGGGGCGCGUGGAGCCCGCGUGGUCUGGGUGUGUGAUGGCCACUGUCUGCUGGUAUCUGGCUUUGACAGCCGGAGUGAGCGCCAGCUGCUCCUGUACUCAGUGGAGGCACUGGCAGGGGGCCCCUUGGCGGUGCUGGGGCUCGACGUGGCGCCCUCCACGCUGCUGCCCAGCUACGACCCAGACACGGGCCUGGUGCUGCUCACGGGCAAGGGGGACACCCGAGUGUUCCUGUAUGAGCUCCUCCCGGAGGCCCCUUUCUUCCUGGAGUGCAACAGCUUCGUCACCUCGGACCCCCACAAGGGCUUCGUCCUCCUGCCCAAGAGGGAGUGCGACGUGCGGGAAGUGGAGUUUGCGAGGGGUCUGCGGCUCCGCCAGACCUCCCUGGAGCCUGUGGCUUUCCGGCUUCCACGAGUCAGGAAAGAGUUCUUCCAGGACGACGUGUUUCCUGACACAGCUGUGAGCUGGGAGCCGCUCCUCAGUGCCCAGGCCUGGCUGGGAGGCGCCAACGGGCAGCCCCGGUUCCUCAGCCUGCAGCCCCCCGACAUGACCCCAGUGAGCCAGGCCCCCCGGGAGGCCCCUGCGCGGAGGGCACCCUCCUCCACCCUCUACCUGGAGGAGAAGUCAGACCAGCAGAAGAAAGAGGAGCUGCUGAGUGCCAUGGUGGCGAAGCUGGGCAACCGUGAGGACCCACUGCCCCAGGACUCCUUCGAAGGCGUGGACGAGGACGAGUGGCCAUGGCCUGGUCUGUCUCCCCAGGACUAGCCUGCCCACCAGCCAAGCCACCUGCCACCGCCCAGAAUCACCCAGCGCCCCGCACACCUCACACGCCACCCUCCAAAGCCCUGGCUUCCUGCGGCCUUUCAUUUCAUGGCCUUGGGGCCCGUGGCUCUCCUGGGCAUCACCUGCACUGCUUUCUCAGGAACCUGCUGCAUCUCCUCACUGCCUGCUAGCAUGUGGUGCCGGGGGCAGGGUCCCGGCCCUGGGCAGGUCCCAGCAGCUCCUUCGGUUAUGUUCUAUCCUGCCCACUCCCCACUUCUGGUCAAGGGCCUUGGGGGCUGGCCCCCCACCAGGCCUUCUGGCACUCUCCCAGGCUGAAUACAGGAAGGGGGGGGGCAUCACCAAGCCGCUGGCCCGGCCCUAGGUGCAAGCACUUGCGCACGUGGAUGUUUUCAGCAAUUAAACUUUUUUAAACUGGC
Erinaceus europaeus (western European hedgehog) is the source of this 3319-nucleotide messenger RNA. It is a transcript of the gene CORO7, whose product is annotated as coronin 7. The transcript has 28 exons. The record is from RefSeq and is a predicted model, not a curated record. Lineage: Eukaryota; Metazoa; Chordata; Mammalia; Eulipotyphla; Erinaceidae. Gene Ontology annotation, molecular function: protein binding. Bases 93 to 2885 code for a protein of 930 amino acids.